Molecule: messenger RNA, 3433 nt
Organism: Abrus precatorius (Indian licorice)
Lineage: Eukaryota; Viridiplantae; Streptophyta; Magnoliopsida; Fabales; Fabaceae
Product: heat stress transcription factor A-5-like
Exons: 2
Coding region: 103-1539 (478 amino acids)
Biological process (GO): regulation of transcription by RNA polymerase II
Cellular component (GO): nucleus
Molecular function (GO): DNA-binding transcription factor activity; RNA polymerase II cis-regulatory region sequence-specific DNA binding
Source: RefSeq, a predicted model, not a curated record
GAGAAUAGAGAGAACAAGUAAAAGUCAACCGAGGUUGAGGGUGAUACUUACGUAGGAGGGAAAUUGGACUUGGAAGCGCGUUCGCAAUCGCAGGAAUAGGAAAUGGAAGGAUCAGGAUCAGGAUCGGGAUCAGGUCCGGCACCGUUCCUGUUGAAGACGUACGAGAUGGUGGAUGAUUCAUCGACGGAGGAGAUUGUGUCAUGGAGCUCCACCAACGACUCCUUCAUCGUUUGGAAUCCCUCCGAUUUCUCUCGCCUUCUUCUUCCCACCUUUUUCAAGCACAACAACUUCUCCAGCUUCAUCCGUCAGCUUAAUACCUAUGGAUUUCGAAAAGUGCACCCUGAGAGAUGGGAGUUUGCUAAUGAAGAUUUUGUGAAAGAUCAAAAGCAUCGUCUUAAGAAUAUUCAUCGCAGGAAACCUAUUCACAGUCACACUCAUCCUCCGGGUUCUGUUGUGGAUCCUGAAAGGUCCGCAUUUGAGGAACAAAUUGAAAAACUUUCACACCACAAAACUACUAUUGAAUCCAAUAUAUUUCGCUUCAAACAACACCAUUCAGCUGCAAAGGGUCAUCUUGAAGAUCUACGCCAACGAUUAGAUGCUAUGGAGAAGAGGCAGAAAUAUUUGCUCAACUUCUUUGAAAAAGCGCUUCAGAAUCCUACUUUUGUUGAACGAAUUUCUCGUAAGAUUGAGUCCAUGGAUUUGUUGGCAUAUAACAAGAAAAGGCGAUUGCCUCAACUUGAUGAUCAUCACUUGCAACCUGUUUCUGACAGUAAUGGAAUGGAAUUUAGAAAUAUUUCUCAUCAGGAUUUCACCAAUAAACUCACACUGGAAUUGUCACCAACUCCAACUGUUUCUGAUAUAAACUUGGUCUCAUGUAGCACACACAGUUCAAAUGAAGAUGGAGAAAGCCCACAUAAGAUGCUAUCUGAAGGAGAGCCAAUACAACUGCAUACUACAACAUUUGCACCUGAAACAGCAAUAGAGCUUGCAGAAGAAAAUGGAGCAUCUUUUACUUUUAUAGAUUCAUGUUUAUCACGAGCAGCAACAGCUACUGAGUGCCCCAAAGCAAACUCAUUGGAACCGAAUUGUGAAGAAGAUGACAGUUAUAUAUCCUGCCUUUUAAAUCUAACUCUGGCAUCUUCUCCAUUACAAGUGAAGAGAAAUUCAUGCCCAGAUAGAUCACCCCACAUAGACUGUCAAGAAAUUGUUGGCAAAUUGGCAGAAUCAAAAUUUUGUGCCAAUGAUGAUAAAGAUUCUGAUGUUGGAGCUUCUUCAAGCAGAAAUCUGACAAACGAGGUUACUAAUUUAGCUUCCUCACAUGAAACUCCUACUCCUAGUAACAACCAAGGGACCCCAUCUGCUCCAGUUAGAGUAAAUGAUGUGUUCUGGGAACAGUUCCUUACUGAAAGACCAGGAUGUUCGGACAAUGAAGAGCCUAUGCCGAACUACAAAGCAAAUGCAUAUGCUGAGCAAGAUGAAGGGCGAUCACUUUGUGGAAUCUCUGGAAACGUUGUGAAUAUGGAUCAUCUCACACUCUGAGCAUCUUGUCUUGGACCCCCACUAGUUUUAUUAAUGGUAUGCGAGAUUUGUAUGAUAAACAUACUAUAAUUUGAAAAUUGUGUAAAAUAUUAUGCCUAUUUUGUGUAAAAUGUGGAUAGUACGUGUUUGCCUUGGGCACUGAAUCACAGAUGUAUGUAUAUAAGGUACUAAUUAGCUACUUGGGGAGUUUUUAUAGAUAUCAAUGUUUUCAAUGGUUUUCAUGGAUAUUAAUUUGCUUCUCUGUGAAAAAUUGCGUGGCUUUUGAAUGGAGUGGAAGGUGGCGGAAUGCAUACUUGUUCUACAUGUUGAUUGCCACUCUAAGUAAAGUGAAGUGCGAUGUGACCCUCAUCACUGCACUGAAUCUCUUUUCACAUUUAUCUUCUGAACUGAAAAAAAACAAAUACAUUCUCACUUUAUUCUAUUGUUUCUCAUUUCAAUUUCAAUUAUAAAUCAUCUGUCAUAAUAUGAUGGAAAGUUUUGGUGACAUCAGCAACCGAUACAUCUUCUAACUGGAGCACGGUAUAAAUGAACAGAAUGCAAUGCAUGAUGCUAUUUUGAUCGCAAUUGCACUCAUUGUUAAGUUGAUUAAGACUGCUGAGCACAAUAAUGAAGAUCUUAGGCCAUUAUAUAUCUGAAGAAGCUGAAAAACAGUUAUUUGUUACCUUCUUCUAACCAUAUAACACCAUUAUUGGUAGAAGCUGAAAAAUACUCUCACGAGCGUGGAAACGUACGCACGUGACACGUCUAAGGCUGGAGGAUGCAAAAGCAAAACAUAUACGAUUAAAAACUGAUUUAUGAAUUUUGACAAAUAAACACAACCUAAAUUGAAAAAUACAAUUAAAUAAGAGAAGUGACCAAACAAAAUUAAAAAAGGAAAUACAAUUGCUCUUGUGCUUGUUCAGUUGGCUUGCUUCAUUUUCACUUCUUCUUGCUAUUCUUUUUGUCGACAUAUUGAUUAGGAAGAGGGUAGAUCUGGCACGAUAAAAAGAAAAGAGGGUCUAUUGUACUUUUUGUCUUUUUUUUCUUGUUUAUAACUCUGAAUUUUGUUAUAUAUUCAGUCAGAUGUUUGGUUGAUCUUAGCUAUUUCAAUUUAACUUUAUCUAUUUCUUAUUCUUUCUCUGUUCCACCUUUUUUGUAUAUUUCAGUUUUCUGUGUAGCCUUUUCGAAGCAGUGAAAUUGUCGUUUUUCUCCCCUGUGAGAAUCCUAACAUCCUCUCUUGUUGUCCUCAAUAUUUUUUUCGGUACUUUGUGUUCAAUAAUUUAGUCUACAUAUCUGUUUUAUUUUAUUUAGGCGUCUUUUGUUUUGUCCUUAUUUAAAUGUAUGGAUUUUAUUUUUGGUGGGGUGGUUUUGAGUCAUAAAAUGGCUUUUCAUAUGAAGUUUUUUUUUUUACUAAAGCAAAUAAAAUUCACUUUAAUUAUUUCUAUAUUUUAAUGGAAGAAAAAUCAAAUUUUGAUUAUGAUUUGAGAGAUGGUUCUAAUAUGCCAAAAAAAAAAUAGUUUUAUUUCUAUUGCGUUGUUGAUACAUUAAGUAUUCAAAUAUAUUCGAAAUGGAUGAAAUAUAAUUUGCAACACAUAUGAUGGUCUCUAAAUAUAUAGGCAAUUAAGAUUAAAUAUUUUAUUUUAAAAUAUCAACUUUAUAGGUUCUUAAAAAUAUGAGUUAAUAUUUCUUAAUAAUUGUGUAAAUAACAUUAUUCUAUUUACCCUGUUCACGUGCAUAACUAAUUUACUUCCUUCUUGUCUCUUUUGAGUUCUGUUCUAUAAUAAGCAAUACCUUACUUAUCGAUGCUAUGAUUCCUAUAGGAGGAAGGGAGGUGUUUUAAAAUAUCAUAAACUACUUUUCUACAUUUUAACCUGUAUUAUUAUCGAUUACAAAAAAUUAAGAAAAAAGAUACAUC